Molecule: messenger RNA, 2275 nt
Organism: Acanthaster planci (crown-of-thorns starfish)
Lineage: Eukaryota; Metazoa; Echinodermata; Asteroidea; Valvatida; Acanthasteridae
Product: N-acetylated-alpha-linked acidic dipeptidase 2-like
Molecular function (GO): carboxypeptidase activity
Source: RefSeq, a predicted model, not a curated record
AUGGAAGAGGAGAAGCUGUAUAGGAAAGAGUCGAAAUGGCCCAGACCCAUGUUCUGGAUCAUCACGGUAGCUCUGGCCGUAGCGGGCAUCGGCUUGGGGGUGAUCAUUGGCCAUUUCACGGCACCGAGGGAUGCUGAGUGCGCGGUUCCUACCCCCGAUCCAAAUACUGGUACGCCCCCUGUGAACGUUAUCGACCGUAUAAACGCUGAGAAUAUUGAAGAGAAUCUACGGUACUUCACUAAGGUUCCUCAUAUCGGUGGCUCUCCAGCUGAGCGUUCCAACGCGGAGUACAUGCGGGACACGUGGAAAGAACAAGGACUAGACUCGGCUAAACUUGUUCCUUAUGAUGUACUACUGUCUUACCCCGAUGACAAUAUUCCAAACAAGGUGUCCAUCCUCGAAGAUGGCAAUGAGAUAUUCCACUCGCGACUGGAGGAGGCGGUGCUUAGACCUGACGACGACCACCCUGAUGUCGUGCCGCCAUUUAAUGCAUAUUCAUAUCAAGGCGAACCAGAGGGCGACCUGGUGUAUGCUAAUUACGCUCGAGUGGAUGAUUUUGAAUACCUGGAGAAAAACCAUCCUGACCUCAACUUGACUGGCACCAUCAUCAUUGCCCGCUAUGGAAAGAUAUUCCGAGGAAAUAAGGCUCUGAACGCGCAGGCUGCGGGUGCCAAGGGUCUGAUUCUGUACUCCGACCCGGCAGACUACGCCAUCGAUGACGGUGACAUCAAGGUGUACCCAGACGGAUGGUGGCUGCCUGAGACGGGAGCACAAAGGGGGAAUACUUUUGUCAGUGACGCAAAGGGCGACCCUAUCACACCUGGUUACCCAGCCAAACCGUUUGCCUUUCGCAUAGACGACGAGGACACAGCCUUGCCCAAGAUUCCUGUCCAUCCCAUCGGCUAUGGGGAUGCCCAACUGCUCAACAUGACCGGUGUAGAGGUCAUUGAAGACUGGAGGGGUCACCUACCUGUCACCUACCGCCUUGGUCCAGGCUUCAGCAACCCACAAAGACAAAAAAAAUUUUUUUUUUCAUAAAGGAAUGUGAAAAUGACCAUCCACACUACCAGAGAGAGGCGGAUGACAUAUGACGUCAUCGGUUUAAUCAGAGGGGAGGUUGAACCAGAUCGCUAUGUCGUAAUUGGUAAUCACCGUGAUGCCUGGGUCUACGGAGCUGUAGAUCCGAGUAGUGGUACAGCAGCUUUGAUGGAAGUGUCACGUGCGUUUGGAGAGCUGAGGAAAUCAGGUUGGAAACCAAGACGAACCAUAGUCUUCGGUAGCUGGGGCUCAGAGGAGUACGGUCUAUUGGGUUCUACAGAGUUUGUAGAGGAAUUUCAGAGGAUCCUGGCUGCGAGGGCCGUGGCGUACAUCAAUGUUGAUUCUGCCGUGACUGGUAACUACACACUUUAUGCUAGAUCAACCCCGCUGCUCUACCAGGCUAUUUUUGCCGCCUCAAAGAAGGUGCCUGACCCAGAGGACCUGUCGAUGUCACUGUACGAUACCUGGCGUGACCGCGCUCCUGCAAAUGCUAACGAUCCCGAUACAUUGCCCAGAGUCAGCAAUUUAGGUUCGGGGAGCGAUUUUGCUCCAUUCAUGUACCGUAUCGGAGUGCCGGGAGUUGAUCUUAGCUACAGAUACGAUGCUUCGCUUGGCAUAUCCAGCUAUCCUGUCUACCACUCCGUCUACGAGACUUUCUAUUACAUGAAGAUGUUCCUUGAUUACGACUUCCUACGGCAUCAGGCUGUUGCCAGGCUAUGGGCUGAGGUAACCCGAGACUUGGCCGAGUCGGUCAUCCUGCCCUUUGACUGUACCGAUUACGUGGACAAGAUCACGGGGUCGAUGGACACGGUGAAGGCGGCGUACGAGACACAGAUGAACGACAAAGGAGUUACCUUCGAAUAUAUCUACUCUGCUCUGGCUAACUUUUCAGCUGCCGCCACUGAAUUUGAGAAAGUUAUUUCACAGACUGACAAAAAAGAUUUGAUGGCCGUGCGUCAAGUUAACGAUCAACUAAUGCAACUUGAACGAGCUUUCAUUGACCCUCUUGGGCUCCCAGACCGCAAGUUUCUCAGACACAUAGUCUUCGCUCCCAGCAGUAAGAACUACUACGCCGCAGACGCCUUCCCGGGCAUUGUUGACGCUAUGUAUCGGAUCGACGAGGCACCAGACCAAGAUGCAAGCUGGGAUAUCGUGCGUCAGCAGAUGGCAGUCACAACUCACGCCAUCCAAUCAGCAGUCAGCACGCUGCAGGAUGUGCUUGCUUUCGAUGGUUAAU